UUUAUUAUCAUUAUUAUUCAUAUUAAACUUUAAAGCCACAUAUCAUUACUAUUUAUACAACACCUGCAUUUUUACUUAAGCAAGUACCCCAUAAUUAUAAUACAUGUCUUAAAAACAUUUGAAAAUUCAGAAACAAAAUUAUGAUUUUUACUGUGGUUAAACCUCAAUACACGCAUUGGGAAGCGCCUUUUGUCCGUCCCAAUAUGGCGAUAAAUGUGCGGUAUCUAUUAUCUAUGUCAGUGGUUCUCAACCUUUUCGAGUCGCGACCCCCCAGAAAAAAGCAUAGGAAUAAAGAGGUCCCUCCCGACCCCCAGGUUGAGAACAACUGAUCUAUGAGGUUUAGGCAUGACCCGCCCUACUCUGCCUCUGAUUGGCUAGUACUCGUUGCCUUCGUUGGUUGGAUUGGUUAGGUUUAAGCAUGAGGAAUGAGAUUGGUUAGGGUGAGACAGAGCCAGGGUACGCCAAUCAGAGGCAGAGUAGGGCGGGACAUGCCUUCGCCAUCCUGUGAAAUGAAAAAUCGCUUCCCGGAGCCGAAUGUGUUUCCCUUUUCCGUCGGCAAGUUAACAGGACUUAAAUAGGCUAUUAGAACAAACAUCUUGUUUACAUUGCUCUUUAUUACACUAACCGUAUUUUUCGUUAGGUGCGAUACACGAGCUCUGUAUAAACUCUAACGUGCGAUGCGGUGAAGUCAUUUUAAUAGAUGGUAAAGGCGCUGACAGCUCAGUAUCCUCAUCUUAUCAUCGCGUCUCGUUUUACCGGCAUCUAUAGUUGGCAGUUGAACAGUCUAUGGUUGAAAACGUUAGCUACCAGUGCUAAUUUUUCAAGUGAGGUUAUAGAAAAGAACCAUUUUCGUCUCAGGUCAACUCCUCGAAUGUGUUCGUGGUGAAAAGUCGGGUUUGUAAGCUAACCGGCUUCUGUUAGCUUUUCCUUUCAGUGCCGGGGCUUAAAUGGAGGGACAUGUGACGUGGUAGUUAGGGCUCGAGAUACACAGUAACUGGCCUCAAGUGCUCUUUUAAGUUCUCAACCGGCAAGUAACGUAGAGUGUCAAACUAUUCAGGAGGCGAAUAGUCUCAUGAUGCACCAGCAGGGUUCGUUGAUCAGUGAUGUAUUCUGCCAGUGCCGAUCGGACGAAACCCACCCAGGAGUCGACCCGGGCGGCGGAGGCGGGCACGCCGAAGACCCCUCCUCAUGUCCCCCAUCUAAACCAGUCCCCCGACAGCCCGUGGUUGGUGACUGGCACUCGGACCCCGGUCAGUCAGCGCAUCCAUGUGACAUAUGUGGAGGGCCUGAGCAGGAACACAGACUGAAAGUGUUGUUCCAAGUCCUGGAUGUGAACGGUGAUGGAGGCAUUUGUGUCAACGACCUGACAAUUGGGCUGAAGAAAUUAGGGGUACAUCGGACUGAACAUGAGCUCAUGAAAAUAGUGAAAGCAGGAGACAAAGACCUGGACGGACAGUUAGACUUUGAGGAGUUUGUUCAUUAUCUCAGAGACCACGAGAAGAAACUCCGGCUGGUCUUCAAGAGUCUGGACAAGAAGAACGAUGGUAAGAAAUCUUGACAGAAAGAAAGAAAUGGGAUGGAGAGUGAUGGAGUGGAUGGAAUGGAGGAGGAGAACGAAAGGAUAGUGAAGAGACAAGUCAGGAGGGGUCAUAUCUGGGCCCCUAUCUUGUAUAUGGAUCAAAAUGGCACAAUGACGAUUGACUGGAAUGAGUGGCGGGAUUACCACCUCCUGCAUCCAGCAGACAACAUUCCUGAGAUCAUCCUCUACUGGAAACACUCCACGAUCUUAGAUGUUGGGGAGAGUUUGUUGGUGCCUGAUGAGUUCACGGCAGAAGAGAAGAAAACCGGAAUGUGGUGGCGACACCUAGUGGCUGGAGGGGGAGCUGGUGCUGCGUCCCGAACCUGCACAGCACCACUGGACAGGCUCAAAGUACUCAUGCAGGUUCACGCCUCCAAGAGCAACAGCAUGCAUAUGACUGGAGGCUUUGUCCAGAUGAUCCGAGAGGGUGGUGUGAGGUCACUGUGGCGAGGUAACGGCAUCAAUGUCAUCAAAAUAGCCCCUGAGUCGGCUAUUAAGUUCAUGGCCUACGAACAGAUCAAACGAUUAAUUGGAAGUAACCAGGAGACGCUGGGCAUCACAGAGAGACUGGUGGCAGGCUCUCUGGCUGGAGCAAGCGCUCAGAGCAGCAUCUACCCCAUGGAGGUCUUGAAGACACGAUUAGCCCUGGGGAGGACAGGCCAGUACUCGGGCAUCGUGGAUUGUGCCAAACAUAUCCUUCAGAAGGAGGGUGUGGCUGCUUUCUACAAGGGCUAUGUACCCAACAUGCUGGGCAUCAUCCCCUAUGCUGGCAUCGACCUGGCUGUCUAUGAGACCCUGAAGAAUUACUGGCUGCAGCGCUUUGCCACAGACAGCGCUAAUCCGGGAGUGUUUGUCCUCCUGGCUUGUGGCACCACUUCCAGCACGUGUGGCCAGCUGGCCAGCUACCCACUGGCCCUGGUCAGGACUCGAAUGCAGGCACAAGCAACACUGGAAGGGGGUCCUCAAAUGAGCAUGACGGCCCUGUUCAGACACAUCAUUAGGACCGAGGGGCCCACGGGACUUUACCGAGGCCUGGCACCCAACUUCAUGAAGGUCAUUCCGUCUGUCAGCAUCAGCUACGUGGUCUACGAGUACCUCAAGAUUGCGCUGGGGGUCCAGUCAAAGUGAGAAGGCAGGCAUAGAGAGGAGAUCAAGAGGCCAAAUGUUGUUGUUUUUUGCUUUUCUUGUGAGCUGAAGAUUUACUGCGUUGGGCUCUAAGAAGCAAGCAGCUGACAUUUAACAUUUUAAAAUCAAAUUAUGAAAUUCCAGGGUUUAAAGGAUUAAUGUGAAAUGAUGUGAAUGAAGAGGAUUGAGAACUUUAAAAGCAGAGAGGCUGAUGAAGACUUUCAAGGUGGAGAAAACUGCUUGACCGAAACAAUUUCUGUUUGUUUAUUUAAAUGCCUUUAAGCAAUCCCGGAUUGCUUCAACUACACAAAAGUUUACAUUGAAUUAAUUAAGGUAGUUUACUGGGGUCCCAGUACAUUGAUUUCAUAUUGCCAUGUGGCAGAAGUAGUCCUGCUGGUCUGUGUAAAGGAUGAAUCUUGAAGGGCUUUGCUAAGGCAGAUAAACUGACCUCAGUUCAUACUCUCUUUUUAAUAUUGUUUUGGCUUUCAAUCUCUCUCUCUCUCUCUCUCUCUCUCUCUCCCUCCGCCCAAACAAAGCCACAAAGUCUCUGCUUAAUGAAAAAUAUGCAGUAGCUGUAUACUGUAGGUUAACUAGGCUUGAGUAAUCAUGCAUACAGAUGAUAAAAACAAGACCAUGAAUUUGUUUGGGUCUUUUUUUCUCCAUGACACCUACCGCGCUGUGUAAAUGUGGCAAUUACAGGGUAAUGAAACAUUGAAUUUCCUUUUUGUUUCCCAAGAUUCACAGCUUCUUCAGUUGCUUUAAAAGGUAUAAUGUGUAGUAUUUUAUUUAUUUUUAAUUUUUUUAAAACAUAGACUAAUACAAAAAUAAUCCCUCUCAAUCAUCACUUGUGCCCCACUAGAAGUGUGUGCGGGACAUUUAUGGGCAUCAAUAAAGAUCCUUUGGGCCCCACGUGGUUGGUAACCCCCAGCCAAUAACAGUGUGCAGGUGUUGAGCCAUUUCUUAUUCCCAGGUAGCGCUUUGUGACGCCCCUCGGCCGGCUGUCCUACUGACACACAAUCAAACACUGUGUACAGACGUUUCACAGAAGCCUCUCUGAGAUACACCUCCAUUCCUCCUCAAUUUCUGUACAAUAUAUCCGUUAUUAUAUUUUCACGUCCAAAACUGUUUUACUUUCCACAGGUUUGUAUUAUUAGCUGGAUAUUUAAGGAAUAUUUCACCAGCUUGUGGGCUAAAGACAUUUCCCAUUCUUGGGUGAUGUAAACAGGGUUCAAAAUUAGCACCAUCUACUAGCCAAAUGCUGGUAAAAUAUGUAAGUGGCUGGUAGAUCUGCUUUACUCACCAGCCCAAAAAAAUAAAUAAAUAGUAAUCUAUUGAGUGGCUGGUAAAAUUUUAACAUUCACUACCGAUUUGGCUGUUGGACGAAAAAGUUAAUUUUGAACCCUGGAUGUAAACAAAUAGUCCUUUAAAUCACACAGCAGCCACAUCCAAGCAGAGGCAGUCAUAGAUAUAAAGAUUGUUAUAUAUCUAUGGAGGCAGCACUCUCAGCCUGACUGAUGCCUGUGUCAAAUGAGACAGAGAUUCCCACGAGUGCCUUGUGUGCCGCUCUUAAAUGCACGUAAACACUAAGAGGUGGAGUCUGUGGAACAUUGAAUGCACUUUAAGGUAUUCUGGCUUAAUUCCUGUUUAUUAUUAUUUAUUUUCACACAAAAAUGGAUUCAUGACUGAAUUUGUGAUGUAUUGGUUCUGCUGAAUGUAUAAUAUUCCAGUGUUUUUUUGAUUUUAGAGUAAUUGUGGUCUUGGUGAAAAACUGGUGGUGAAGAAGUGGUUUGUUUUAGAGUGAUAGAAGCUCUGAUAUGGUUUAAAAUUCAAAGCCUCAACAAUUUAGAACCCCAAAGUGUUCAAUACUAAAUUAAACAAUUUAACAAUCAUAUGACUAAAUGGUGUAAAAUAUUUAAAUGAACCAACAUUUUGUGAAAUAAUUGAAGAAAUUAUUAAAACUCAACUCUAUUAUAAAA
Molecule: messenger RNA, 4680 nt
Organism: Perca fluviatilis (European perch)
Lineage: Eukaryota; Metazoa; Chordata; Actinopteri; Perciformes; Percidae
Gene: slc25a25b
Product: solute carrier family 25 member 25b
Exons: 11
Biological process (GO): transmembrane transport
Cellular component (GO): mitochondrial inner membrane
Molecular function (GO): ATP transmembrane transporter activity; calcium ion binding
Source: RefSeq, a predicted model, not a curated record